AGCAGUGCCCUGCCAGCUGUAGCUGGGAGCCAAGUCCUGCUGUGUACACACUGCUGGAACUUCUGACCAGAGAGAACUAGACAUCCAAAGUCUCUUUUUCUCUACCCAGAGCCAGUCUAUUCUAGACAGUCCCAGGUGCUGAGCAGAGGGCUCCCGUGCUGCCGACACUUGCUCCACCAUGCAGUGGCUGACUAGGUGGGCCACCCACAGGCGCUACCUGGGGCUCCUCUGGGCCACCAAUGGGGCCUGCCGGGGCUUCCACCCUGCCUCUCCACACCUGUCAGGAGUUGAAGCCCGAAGAUGGAACGACCAUGACAGACCCAAGGAAUUUAACUUUGCAAGCGAUGUGCUAGACUAUUGGACUCAGGUGGAGGAGCAGGAGGGCAAGAGGCCCCCAAGACCAGCCCUGUGGUGGGUGAAUGAACAAGGCGACCAAGUGAAGUGGAGCUUCAGAGAGCUGACGGACUUCAGCCGCCGCACGGCCAAUGUGCUCACACAGGCCUGUGGCCUGCGGCAGGGAGACCGGCUGGCCUUGAUCCUGCCCCGGGUGCCUGAGUGGUGGCUGGUGGCCAUUGGCUGUAUACGGACAGGGAUCAUCUUCAUGCCAGGAACCACUCAGAUGAAGGCCAAGGAUAUUCUCUACCGAUUGCAAGCGUCUAAAGCUCAGGGCAUCAUGACCUCUGACACCUUAGCUCCAGAGGUGGAUUCUGUGGCCUCCGAGUGCCCGGCCCUGAAAAUCAAGCUCCUAGUGUCUGACCACAGCCGGGAAGGGUGGCAGGACUUCCAGUCACUGUUGAAAUCAGCUUCCCCAGAUCACACCUGUAUCAAGUCAAAGACCCUUGACCCGAUGGUCAUCUUCUUCACCAGUGGGACCACAGGCCUCCCCAAGAUGGCAAAACAUAACCAUGGACUUGCCUUCCGGUCCUCUGUCCCUUCAUGCAGGGAAUUACUGCAGCUGAAGACGUCUGAUAUCUUCUGGUGCCUCUCGGACCCAGGCUGGAUCCUGGCUGUCUUGGGGUCCAUGAUAGAGCCAUGGACAUCAGGGUCUACACUCUUCAUCCAUAACCUCCCCCAGUUCGACCCCAAAGUCAUCGUACAGACGCUAUGGAAAUACCCCAUCACCCACUGCCUUGCAGCACCGAUUGUUUUCCGGAUGAUUCUACAGAAGGACUUUGGCAGCCUCAGGUUCCCAACCCUGCAGUACUGCCUGACGGGCGGGGAGGCCCUGCUGCCCGAGGAGCAACAGCAGUGGCAGAGACAGACGGGCACCCCACUGCACCAGGCCUAUGGACAGUCAGAAACGGGAAUUUGCUGUGGCACUUUGAAGAACAUGGAGAGCAAGCCAGGCUCCAUGGGGAAGGCCAUCCUACCCUACGACGUCCAGAUCAUCGACAGCAAGGGCAAUGUGCUGCCCCCCAACACGGAAGGAAACAUUGGCAUCAGGAUCAAGCCCACCAAACCCUUGGGCAUCUUCAUGUGCUAUGAGAAUGACCCAGGCAAGACGGCUGAAACAGAGUGUGGCGACUUCUACAACACUGGGGACAAGGCGACCAUCGACGAGGAAGGUUACAUCUGGUUCCUGGGAAGGAGUGAUGAUGUCAUUAACUCUUCUGGGUACCGCAUUGGGCCGGCCGAGGUGGAGAACGCCCUGGCAGAGCAUCCGGCGGUGGCCGAAUCUGGGGUGGUGAGCAGCCCGGACCCCACUCGAGGGGAGGUGGUGAAGGCAUUUGUGGUCCUGGCCCCCCAGUUCCUGUCCCAUGACAAGGCCAAGCUCACCAAGGAGCUGCAGGAGCACGUGAAGUCCGUAACAGCCCCCUACAAGUACCCGAGGAAGGUGGAGUUUGUCACGGAGCUGCCCAAAACCAUCACUGGCAAGAUCAAGAGAAGCGACCUUCGGAAAAAGGAGUGGGGCCAGGUGUCGCAGGAUGAAGCCAGAUGAAGCCAGAUGAGCUGAGUCCCUGGCUGCCUCCCUUUCCCACUUGGGGGAGGGUUGCCCUAGAGAAAGCAUCAUGGGGGGGCCAGUAUCCAUGUUGUCAGCUUUUAAAAUUAAUCUCAGCCACGUCUGCCCGUUCUAUUGGAUGUCACUGCUGAGCUCUGGGAUCAAGUGUGCAGAGAAUAAAAUACCAGCCUCAGCAUC
This is a messenger RNA of Erinaceus europaeus (western European hedgehog), 2137 nucleotides long. RefSeq names its product acyl-CoA synthetase medium chain family member 1 (gene ACSM1). Bases 179 to 1939 code for a protein of 586 amino acids. Gene Ontology annotation, cellular component: mitochondrial matrix. The record is from RefSeq and is a predicted model, not a curated record. Gene Ontology annotation, biological process: acyl-CoA metabolic process; fatty acid biosynthetic process. Gene Ontology annotation, molecular function: fatty acid ligase activity; fatty-acyl-CoA synthase activity. The transcript is spliced from 15 exons. Lineage: Eukaryota; Metazoa; Chordata; Mammalia; Eulipotyphla; Erinaceidae.